This is a messenger RNA of Fomitopsis serialis, 948 nucleotides long. RefSeq lists its product as uncharacterized. NCBI's taxonomy places the organism in Eukaryota, Fungi, Basidiomycota, Agaricomycetes, Polyporales, Fomitopsidaceae. The record is from RefSeq and is a predicted model, not a curated record. The coding region runs from base 1 to 858 and encodes 285 amino acids. The transcript is spliced from 8 exons.
AUGGCUAAAUGGAAUCCCCUCCUCCUCCUCCUCCUCCUCCCAGUCACAAUCAUCUUGGUCAGCAACAAGAGCGUCACUCUGCUCUCUCAGAUAAGUUACCCAGGUCCUGGGUCUCGGCUUGACCUGCAUGAUGCAUGCAAUCUUCAGGCUGUUUGCGGCGACGAUACUGCAUGCGAGUGGGUAUUCGCAGCACGGAGAAUGAUGGUGAUGAUCAUAUCAUUUCGAAGAUAUAGGACCUCGAAGUACGCUUGUGUGAACCGCGAGGAUGAUGGAAGGAGUCUGGAUGGCAUGCUUCGAGUUCUUGCCCACCGAAUAGAGGAGCAUACUAUGGACGCUCAGGAGAAAGCUAUCCCAGAUGGGCGAUCGUACCAUGCAUUACUAGUACUUAUCCCUGACGAAGACAAGUGGCAGGGUACCCACUGUGUGCGCAACUUUCGCCCUGCUGACAAGGCUCCAAAAUUGUCUAUACCACCCACGCGCUCGUCCGUAUCCGUCGCUCAGUGGUCCGACGCUGUGUGGUGUUUGACUAAGGCUGGUUGGCCCCGAUAUACGACAUUAGCGCCUUUGGUUCAGGAGCGAGCUAUUCAACACAGCGAACUCGCGGCCGGGCUCACAACGGGUAUGUACGUUCCUACGCCAGCUUCUGCAAAGGCUUCUUUCUUGGACAUCGCGGGAAAACUAGCCUGCUACAAUCCCGUCGACAAUUCGCGCCGCCGUGAUGGCGUCAAGCACUUGGCAAAUCAGAGGUGCUCUUGUCAAGUCAGUCUGACAGCCUUCUGCAACUGGGAGCUUGUCACUGUCAAGAGCGCGCAUCGAGAGGUGGUUCUCCUUCUACCAGCCACGCCCGUACCUCAGUAGAAUCCCAAUUGAGUGGGUUCUGGGCUUCGCGGAUCGAUGGAGUGAGCUCCCGAAGUAGUAUUGAUGCGCCGAAUGACAGGAAAACAAUGG